This is a messenger RNA of Corythoichthys intestinalis (scribbled pipefish), 4058 nucleotides long. RefSeq names its product uridine phosphorylase 1 (gene upp1). Gene Ontology annotation, molecular function: uridine phosphorylase activity. The transcript is spliced from 8 exons. Gene Ontology annotation, cellular component: cytoplasm; cytosol. Lineage: Eukaryota; Metazoa; Chordata; Actinopteri; Syngnathiformes; Syngnathidae. Bases 2888 to 3853 code for a protein of 321 amino acids. The record is from RefSeq and is a predicted model, not a curated record. Gene Ontology annotation, biological process: uridine catabolic process; nucleotide catabolic process.
UUCUUUUGAUAUGUGACCACGAUUUCCAUGUGAAUAACAGGUUACCGACCGCAUAUCCGCUUUCAUUAGAUUGUCCACUUGUGGUUUAGUGUCGAACUUUUUGGUUUCUUCGAAGCUACGUAGUUUACUUUUGAAUUGUGUGAAUGUUAAAUCCUCAUUGGUUGGUGGUGUGUAGAUGGUAAAAGGCUUGCAUGACUCUGGCAGUCUCUUCAGAAUCAUAGCUGUAUUGAAUCCAUAACUGUUUCCUUUGCAUUUCUUAUGGAAGUUACAGAUUUUUCAGCUCGAAUUACAUCGUCUGUAAUUUUUUCUUCUGGCUCUUUCUUUAAGGAUGUCAGUUCAGUACGCAUGGCAGUUUUAAAAAAAAUUGUUUUACUCUGGCUGGCGUAAUGGCCCAGAGAAUUUCCAACGCCUUUUUGCCGUCAUCUGCUGCUUCCCUCAUUACCAAUGCAAGGCUUGUGUCGUCAAGGAACUGAAUUAGCUCCGCAUAGCAUUCGGCGUUCUUUUCCGGGUCUGGUGCAGCGGCGGAGAGUAUUUUGUCUUUUAAUCCAAGGAGUCUCAAGUGCCUGAGGAAUUUUACCUCCCACAGUUCGUACUUAUUUUCGUUUCCGUCGAACACCAACCUCUGCCCUCUUCCUGCUCCUGUGUCACACCUGGGGCCAUAACCUGUUGCGCUUUGUACUUUGUUGGCCAUCUUUUGUCUGUGGAGUGAUUAACCUCUUAAUUCACCCAAUAAAGGACAACGGAUAUAUCAGGGUAGCGCAAGUUUGAACUCCAAGAGAAGUGUUACCUCAACAGCUCGAUUAGAGAAAUAAAUACGACCCCAACCGUGGAUUGCUUUUCUUCUAAGGCUUUAUGAACAAGAGCACUCGGGUACAAAAUGAUGUGACCCAGCCAGGAGCUGUGAUCACCCAGAAAGUACAAAGAAGUACAAUAGAGGCUGGACAUUUAUACUGUUGAAAGGGCGGUGCCGAAGCCCACCGUGAAACGAAACUUACUAAGAUUGUAGAAACGAAACUCAUCAUCUCAUAAACCUGGGUAUUUUCCCAUACAAAAACAUCUUUGAGCUGAGACCUUGAACACCGGCUGUGGCUAGAACGAAGUCUGAUAAGCCACAGUUGCCACAUUGUAUUCAUUCAGGGCAUAUUGGAAAACAGGAACAUAACAGUCCAUAUUUGGGCAUAUUGUGAAGGCUAUGGGGAGGCACACUCAACAGAUUAAUGCUACAAUGUUCUAAUGCAAGCAUAACAAAAGCAUACAAAAUAUGAUGUUUAAUGGUUGUGUUUCUCGCACAGGAUAAAGAUGGCUUUUAAAUCUGGAGCUUUAUUGCUUCAUCACAGCAGCUCAAUAACUUUGGGACUCAUCACAUGUCUCAAUCUUAUGCAAUAAAUCAAAGUACAUCAAAACUUCAAAGAGUAUAGAGAUUUUUAAGGUGACAUCAGCGCACUUCCCCUAAAAAGGCAACGGCCAUCUUGGACCUGACGCCGUGCUUGCUUGACGCCACCAGAAGGUCGAAGAUGGGGGAAUGUUUACAUCUGAGCGGAAACACGUCACGAUUCACGUGACGUUGAAAAACCUCUGAACUGCCAUAAAACGGAAAUUUACUUCACAUAAAACCGGAAGUUUGCUUUGAUAAUGUUUUUUUAUUUUUAGCAAGCACAAAAGAAACAUGCUUCGUAUAUUAGCUCUUUUGAAAUAAUAUCACACAAAUUAAUCCCGAUGAAAGCACAUAUAAUUUCAGAUGAAGUCGCUGAAAGUCAAAAUCUGCUGCCAUCUUGAAAUUUGGAUGCUCCUGCAAAUGAAUGGCGGUGGCUUGAACUAGUGCCCAUACUUUUGGGAGAAUAAUGGAUUGGCAGGCAGCGACAGGGAACAAUUGCAGCAUGACAAUAGCUCUGAUCAACUUGAAAAUGACUGCAGGCUACUUUUCUAUUUUUUUCUUUUCUCAAAAGCAUCAGCAAUCUUUGUCUACAGAGGGAAGGCGCUGGACUGUACGCUUUAUUUUCUGAUCUAGCCUGAACUUCACCUUCAAGAUCAUGUGUCUGAGAAAAUUUGUCGCUGUACUCAUUCACAAUAUUACUAUUUCUUUCCAACAACUUUGUUCUGCAAAAAAAACAAAACAACUGCCCAACUCUACAAUUAUCCUCAGCAGGCCUUAUUGUAAUGGAAACUGCGUAACUGUUUGCCUUAACCCUUAAUAGGGCACUUAUUUAACUGACUAUCGCUGCCAGCUCAACCACUUAAGACUGAUUUGAUGCGAAAGAUUAGCAUUUACAGUCAGUCUUCCCAGUUUAAAUGAAUUUGACGCUUAUCGUUUUCAAUGGCAGACAAUUAGUUAAUUUUUUUUUUUUUUUUUAAUUAAAUCUCAUAGUAUUUAACUUUAGUGUGUUCUUUGGGAAUAUAACUGACUGAAUUUGUUUUAUUUAUUUUAAUAUUAUUAUUUUUAAACAUUCAUAGUUUUAUUCAGUCAUUAACAAUAUAUAAAAAUAAUAACAUGAUUAUUUUAAUUGAGGCCCUGUAUCCAGAUAUGUGGACAUCACAUUUUGGGUCAUAUUGGCCACAAUUGUAUACCAAGUGUUCAUAUUGGUGUUUGUCAUUACAGGGUCAUGUUUUUUUCCCCUUAAAAAUAAUUCUGUUAACAUGACAAUAAUGAAUGUCAAGACUGUAUUAAAGAGCUGUAUGUAAUCUUUUGUAAUUGUUUUUCCAAAGUAAUAGUAAUUUCUCUAAUUCUGAAAAGCAAUUAAAAAAACAAUUGAGCAAUGAUCUUUUGUUGUAAAUGCCAAGGUGUGACUGAGCUAAUGAAAUGCCACUUCAUCUAGAUUGCUUAGAAAGCAGAACAAGUAUGUGGAGUGCACUUCAGAGCUACAGUUAGAUUCUCACACAGGGCAAUAAAAUGGUUUCCCACAAGAUGGCAGACUAUACAAUGAAGAUGGACACGAUGAAAAACAAAGGAACCAGCCGUCCCGUUAUUGUCCAUAACCCAUACCUAUGUGGGAUGAAAGAAGACAUCUUGUAUCACUUCAAUCUAGGAACGGCAACACACGACCUCCCUGCUCUGUUUGGUGACGUAAAAUUUGUGUGCGUUGGUGGCAGCGCUUGGCGAAUGAAAGAGUUUGUUGAGUUUAUGGCUGCAGAGCUUGGGAUGCAAAACCCUAGAUCAGACUACCCCAAUAUCUGUGCUGGAACAGACCGCUAUGCCAUGUACAAAGUUGGUCCUGUACUCUCUGUUAGUCAUGGAAUUGGAAUCCCAUCCAUAUCCACAAUGCUGCAUGAGCUCAUAAAGCUUCUCCAUCAUGCACAAUGCACGGAUGUUACAGUUCUACGCAUUGGAACAUCAGGUGGUAUAGGGCUUGAGCCUGGUACGGUUGUCGUCACUAAACAGUCUGUGGACGCCACGUUCAUGCCAAAAUUCGAACAGCUGAUCCUUGGGGAGACAGUGGUCCGCAACACCGACCUGGACUACAGCCUUGCUGAGGAGCUGCUUCUGUGCAGCGAGGAGCUGGGCCAGUUCCACACUGUGAUAGGCAACACCAUGUGCACACUGGAUUUCUAUGAAGGUCAAGGCCGUUUGGAUGGUGCUUUCUGCAUGUACACUGAGAAGGACAAGCAAAAGUACCUGAUAAAAGCCAGGGAAGCUGGAGUGUGCAAUAUUGAAAUGGAAUCAACUGUUUUUGCCGCCAUGUGCAAACUGAGUGGCCUGCGAGCGGCCGUGGUAUGUGCAACGUUAGUGGACCGGCUGAAGGGAGACCAGCUCAUCAGCUCUCACGACGUCCUCCACAGCUACCAGCAGCGGCCUCAGAUUCUUGUGGGAUAUUACAUUAAGAAGCAGCUCAACGCACUGGGAGCACUUCAGAAAUGACCACUUUUAUGCCCACACAAUUAGCACGACUCAACCUCACAAUUUAUAAUGUGAAUUUGUUAUAUCUCAACUUAAAAUGUGAAUGCAGGUUUUACUUAAUAUUAUUGUGCUACACUCAGUUCUUUUGUAUUUAAGAGCAUCACAUUUUCUUAGUACUGUAAUGAACUGCCCUGUCUUGAUUUGACUGUAAUGCGUCAUUUUAAUA